AUGGCAAUUUCUCAAUGGAUACAGGCCCUACAAGGUUGGUUUUGAAGGGAUUUCCAAGAAAAUUCGGUUUAUAAGAAAUUACAAAAGGAAUUUAUUGAACUAAAAAAAUUUUUUUAGGGUUUUUAAAGAAGCAUAUGUGAGAUUCAUGACGGAAGAAGUCGUUUUUUUGUUAAAUUAUGAAUUUUCUAGUGAUUUUAACGUACAAUUUUUCCACAGACAGCAUCAAACCAAUCAAGAUUUUAGCUAUUAAAAAUAUUUAUGAGCUCGAUUUGAAACCGUAAUGUUUUUUAAAAAAGAAGGAUUUUUAGAUAUAACCUGGCCGGAGUUUCUCCAACCCCACGUUGAAGUUCUACUCCUCUGGAUCACCUGGAGUGUCGAUUACAUCGAUUUCGACUAUUUAGAGGUAUUUUUUUCAGAAAAAAAUUCAUAGAAAUGGAGAAUAUAGUAACAAGGGGACGGCAAAAAAAUCGCAAUUUUUUUGAUUGGGAGUCGCCAGAAAAAAUUCUUUAUUACUUCACUUUGCUUUUUUUCAAUGGAAGUUUAAGGAAAGCGGGUUGAAAAAUUCCUUGAUUAUUUUUGCUUAAGAAUUUUUUUCCAUAAUUUUUUUAUUUUUUAUAAAUUUUACCGUGGAUUUUUGAAUUUGUCUUAUACAAUUCUUCACUGGCAUGCUAUAAAGUACGGACGUUCAAAAAAUGCGACGACUUUUUUGUGCUCCAUUGCAAAUUAAUGAAACACGAGCGUUUUUUGAAUUUUAUUCAUUCAAAACGAAAUUCUAAUUUUGUUGAUAGCUUUCUGUUCUUUUUUUUUAUUUUUGACAGUUUUCAAACCAUUUUCCAAUCGCGGUUCUCAUCAAAUUUAUUUUUCGAAAUGCCUUAAAAAAUUUUUUUUUGCGAAUUUAUCUGGGAGAUGGUUUUUUUGGUCAAUUUUGACUAGGAAAAAAAUUCGAUUUUUUUAACCUUUUUUUCCUUUUUUUCGUUUAGAUUGAUCAUUCAAAAUAGGCAAUAUUUGAAUUUUUGGGGGUCAUAAGAAAAAAAUUGGUUCAAAAUAAUAAAUUUUACGCACGAAACUUCAAUUUUGAAGCCCCCGGAAUCACUUUGAACACGGCAAAAAAAGACGUUCUUUCUGUUGAAAAUAAAAAAAUUAUUUAAAUUUAUUCCCGUUUGUGAAUAAUUUGAAAAUCAAUGAACCCGAAGCUCAUUUCUAACAAGGCGAAGUUCAUUUCGAUGUCCUUUUCGGGGGACGAUUUCUCUGUUUGUACAAGCGACGAUGCACAGAGACCGGUUCUCACGCUUUAUUAUCCUUCCUUUGGAGUCAUAUUUAUUGAUUUAUUGAUUUUAUUCUCAUGUUCAGUCAGAAAGGCUCCACAAAAAUGGUCCUUUUAGGGUGAUGAAGGCUCCUUUUUUGCAGCCUUUUUGCGCCAUUUUCUGAGCCCUUAUGCACCAUUUUUGCUGCCUCUCCCUUUUUCCAACAUUUCUUGAGCCUUGUAAAUUCCAGAAAAAAUGGGAAGCUCGAAAAAGGGACCCUUUUUGCUGCCUUCUUGCGGCCUUUCUGCGACCUUUUUGCUGCCUUUUUGCGGCCUUUCUGCGACCUUUUUGCGACCUUUUUGCUGCCUUUUUGCGGCCUUUCUGCGACCUUUUUGCUACCUUUCUGCAGCCUUUUUUGAGUCAUUAUUCACCAUUUUGAGUUGAUCUGAGUAGUUUCCCUCUGAAUUUGUAACUCAAUCCAUUCAUGAGUACUUGGUUGAGUUAGAAUUUGAAUAUCUAGCAUUUUGGAUUCAAUUCGAUGACUUUUCGGUUUCAGAGAAGCUUCAUUUCAAUAGAAAUCCGAAUAAAAGUUUGAUUUUGUGAAUUGAAUUGUCCUGAAAGAUUAUUUAAGACUCUCUCCUUCCUUAAAAUCUGAAAAUCGCAUUUUUUGGCCUUUUAAUGGAUUUUUUUAACUUUGAAAAACGCUUUGAAGUUUGAAUUUUAUUUUUAUUUUUUUACUAUAUUUUUUUAUUAUUUCUAUCGUUAAAACAGUUUCUAGAUUUUUUUAUACAGAACAUCAAAAAAAUGACUUGGAAGAUUUUUUUCUCAUAUAGUUUUUAACUUCUCAAGUUGAUACACCUUCUUGUUGAGAUAUUCUUAUUCGAGGCUUGAGUUUGAACAUUUUUUUGUUUCUCAUGGAUCUAUUUUAAUAUCAAAUCUUCCAAUAAUUCAAUGAAAAAGAAAUGGGAAUUUUUCUGACUCUUUCCUUCCCUAUAGAGUGGUCCCUAAAGGGGUAACCUUAGGGGUACUACAAUAUUCCCCUCUAGGGGUUACCUUACUUCCCCCCCUCCCAUAGGGGUAAAGCUUGCAAAAAAAUGGUCAAUCUUUAUAAUUUUUCAAAUCUGAACAAAAAAUUGAAAGACCCCUAUAGGGAUCACUUGAGCUUUAUUGGCUUAGAGGCUCAGAUCCUAAGUUUCUAUAGGGACCACUUAAGUUUAGCCCCUCUAUGGAUAUCUUCAGAGACCCCUCUAGGGACCACUCUGGCGGUCCGAAGUCAUUAAUUUUCAAAUAAAAAAAUCCUCAUAAUUUUAAUCAGAAAAUGAUUAGACAUUUGAAACGUUGAAAUCGCCGUGAAUAUCCUCGGAUUCUCACGUUAUUUCGUCCAUUUUUCCCUUCCCCCCGUUUUCCAGGGCUCCGGGCGGCCUUCGUUCUUCUUUUUCUCCCCUUUUCUUUUCUUUUCCCCCUCUGCUCCUUUUUCGCUUCACACUUCUCUUUUGGAACGUUGGUUUUGCCGUCGCCCUGCGCCGCCCUAUCUUUCUCUCACUCAAUUUCGCCUCUUUCGGGCUUCUCCAACUCGUUUUCAAAGCCCUUUUUGGACCGUUUCCUAGAGUUUUUCGUCGAUUUUGCGUGUAUUUUCAAUUUUAAAUUGUUUCCCGAGAUCAAGACAUUUCACAAAAUGUGUAGAAUUAAGAAUUGUUUUGAUCGAAAUCGCAAAAAUUCAAGAUUUUAACUUUUAGCUAGUUUUUGUGGAUUUUUGAGCGAUUUCCUAGAGUAAUUCGUGGAUCUUGCGACUAUUUUCAAUUCAAAAAUGUUUCCAAAUAGCAAAGGUUUCACAAAAUGUGUGAAAUUAAGGGUUUUUUGAUGAAAAUUGCAAAAUUUCGAAGCUUUUUUUGCUAGUUUUUGCAGAUUUUUUGAGUGAUUGAAUAAGUUUCAAAAGACAUGUUCUUCAGUUUUUCACAUUAUAUGAGUAUAUAUGUUUUUUUAAUGUUCAUUUUGAACCUUUUCAGUUUCAAAACCUGGUUUUCAAUGCCAUUUUUGAACUUUCCUAGAGUUUUUCGUCGAUUUCUCAUUUCAAAAAUGUUUCUUAAAUCCAGGAAAUUUUACACGAAAAGUGGAAAGACUAGACUUUGAAAUUUCGAUGAUUUUUGGAGUUUUUUUGGAUUUUUCGAGUGAUUUAUAAAUUUUAAAAGACGUGCUCUUCAUUUUUUCGCAUUAUAGGUGUAUAUAUGUUUUUAGAUUCUUUUUAGAUUUUUAUUUUGGAUUUUUGAGUGGUUAGGCCUUUUUCUGCUCUAUUUCUUAGACUUCUAGAAUUGUAUUUUUGCAAAAUGCUUUUCCAAAACUUUGAAAGGCCGCACAACGUGUAGAAAAAUGAAAUUUUAAUUUUCGAACCUUUUUUUUUUGGACUUUUCUCUAGUUUUCGUGGGUUUUUGAGUGAUAAGGUAUAUUCAAAAAGCUGCUCACUGCAGUUAUUUUCUGAUUUUGGUUUUAAUAAAUCUUCAUUGUUUAUUUUUGACUUUUUCGAUUAUCGUUUUCAAAAGUUUUAUUACCCUUUUCGAUCAAAUUUCAAGCCAAAAUAAUUUUUUUUGCCUUCUUUUUUUUGUGCAUUUUAUAGUCGUUUGAUAUGCUUAAAAAAACUGAUUUCUUUUCGAAAUAUGUAUUGAGAAGUGUCUUAUAUAUAUUUUUGAACCUUUUUUUCAGUUUUCAAAUGUCGUUUUUUUGAAGCCCUUUUUGGACCUUUUUGCUAGAAUACUUUUUAUAAUUUUUCAGGUUUUUUAAAAAAAAUGCUGCUGUUUCAGUUGAUUUAUUAUGGAUUUCCGGUCUUUGAAAAAAAUAAUGCUUCUCGAGAAAAAAAUGAGGAUAACUAAGAAUUCCUUUAUAAUUCAAGAAAUAUGCUUUUUUGAAACUUUGUUGAGAAUUCAUUUCUGAACUCGAAAAGAGAUUUUUUUGGUUUCCUUUCAAGCGUUUUUUGAUUUUUUGUUUUUUUGUUGUUUGAAAGAAUUUCCAUAUGGCUUCUGAUAGAAUUGUUUUUCAAUAGUUGAAAAAAACACAGGCUUUUUCCAAAAAAAUUAUUUUUUUCAUCAAAAUUUUUCUCAACGGAACCUUGUUGUAUAUGCGUUCAAAUACCUGUUAAAGAAAAAAAGAAUAAAAAAAUUUUUCUAUAAUUCAACAGUUUCUUUGAACUUCAAAAUGAACGAAAAAUAACAAAGCUUUCAAAAAAAUUGAAAAAAAUCCUCUUAGAAAAGAAGAUUUCCCAGAUUAUUUUUCCCUUCAAAGGGUAUCAAAUUUCAAAAAUCCGUUGCUUUUUCAUCACGACCUUUUUCUUCUUUUUCAAUAAAUUUUUCAGCUAAAUCUUGUCAAUUUGUCUUAAAAUUCCUGUAGAAAUAAAACGACGAUUUUGAUAAUUUACCGAUAGAGCAACCUUUUCCCGGCGGCCUUUUUUUGCAAAAAAAGAUUAUUCGGUUGUGAUGCUUGAGAGGAUUGAAGACGACUUUUUUUAUUCGUUUUGUGAGGUCUUCUUUCUAUUUUUUUAGGAAUUUCGAUAUUUUUUUGUUCGGUGGAGCGGAUUUGAGACGUAAAGGGCGUAGAAAAAUUUUAAAAAAUUAUUUUUCAUUUUAGUUUUGAAGAGAUACUUUUUGCUGCUACUUUGAGCCUUUCUGGGCUUCUUUUGGUUCAGUUUUUGCUCUUUUUUUGAAUUUUGAAAAAUGAUUGGGACUCAAUUUCAGUAUGAAAAUUACUGUAAAAGAUUUAAAAAGCUCUUAAUUUUGGCACUGAAUUCUUUUCUGUUAUGAAUUUCUGAAUUUUUUUCUUUUUUUUUUUUCAUUUUUAUUUCAUUUUCUUGUCAGUUUUUUAGUGACAUUAAAAAAAUUGUUCAUCUGUGAAGCUUUAGGAAACAAUUUACACAAAAAAAUUACCAAAAUUUAUAAAUUUUGAAGCUUUUUUUCUGACAUCCUAUUCGAGCCCCAAACGUUUUCCCUUUCCUCCCAAAACCUCUAAUUGAAUCUUUGCGUGAUUUCGGAGUUAAUUUUGUCGACACCUAGGUAAUUUGGAACUCAUAACGAUGUUAUCAACCUUAUCAGUCACGCGAAGUUUUUCUGCUGUCUAGUCUUUUCUUGCCUCAUUUCGUCAUCUGGUUCCUUGGAAAAAGGAGAAAAUUUGAAUUUUCAAGUCAUUUUGGAGCUGUGAAAUCAUCAAAUUCGCUUUGAAACUUGUUUCUUGAGCAUCCAUUGCAUCUUAGAAGUUAUAAUUUCUUUGCUCCUAGUCUUUCUUUAAAAUAUUAUGAAGAAGAAGCUCAGUUCAAAGCUUUUUGAAUAUUAUUAAGAAUGAUUUUUCUUUUGUUGUUUUUCUUGCUAUAGAAAAAAAGGUUUGUAUCUAGAUGAUUUUUAUGAAAAAAAUUAGAUUUUUUUCAUCGUCUAGUUUUUCCCAAUUUAUUGAGUUUUUUUGAUUCCCGAAUCCAUUUUUUUAUAUAAUUUUUUUCGCUGCUCAAAAAAAUUGAACUAUUUUUUUCAGAUUUUUUUCAAAAAAACAUUUUUAUGUUAAAGGCAUAGGGGUAGUAAAAAAACGGUGUUUCAGUUCAAAGUAAUUUGUAGAGAUUUUUCAUUGCGAAUCGAACUGUGAACUUGGAAACGUACAGAAGUUCCUAGUUUUGAAGAAAAAAUAAUUCAAAGUCGGAGAGAGGAAAGAUUGAGUUCCCGCGAAAAGAGCGCUUUGCAGUAAAGUUGCUCUAUGGACAAUAGGCUUUCCCAUCUUCCGGAUUUUCGCUUUUUUCUUCGUUUCUUUCAAAUUUCAAUUUUUUCUGUUGUCACUAAAGUUCUUUUCGUCACAAAAGCUUUCUAUUCAUGUGUUAUUUGCAAACUUUGAUCGCAAAAAUGCUUUUCUGGUGAAAAAUGAUGAUUUUACACAGGUUUCGAUUGGGAUAGCAAUUAUUUGUGUUUUCUUUAUUAUCAUUGUAUGUUUUCUGAUUUCUUGAUCGAUUUUUCAGAGAAGAAACCCUUAAUUUGAAUCAGAAAUCCGGUUAUUUCUCACAAAAGGCGAGUCUAAUGAGACGUCCGCAACAUCGCGUGCACGGCUACUGUAAACAGUUGUCUGAGCACCGAUCCAAAGCUUUUUUCAAAAUUGAAGGCGGGAAAGUAAAAUCGCGUUUUUCUUCUAAAAUUGUCACAUCUGUAAUUUUUUUGAGUACACCAUUCGAUUCGCAAAGAAAAACUGUAUAAGAUACUGCUUUCACCUGAAACCCCAUUUUUUACUGCCCCUAUGCCUUUAAUGGUGAUUUCUUAGCACUGGUAUCUUUUUUUCCCUACAAUUUUUUUCAUUUUUUUAGUCUUGUCAGAAUCCUUUUUUUGUAUAAAAAAAUAAUCAUAAUUUCAAAUAGAAUUCUAAAGAAAAAAAUUUUUUUCCGAGUCUUUUUUUCUUUCUUUUUUUACUCUACAUCUUGUUUUUGAAACUUUUUUUGCUGGAAAAUAUGUUAUUAAAUCAUAUUUUUUUCCAUCAGUUAUCCUUUUAAAGCUCUGUUCAACUAAAAUAAAUCGGAAACCCGCUUUUUUUUCUACUUUGAAGGUUCAUAUCAUUUCCUGUUCUAUUUUAUCAACUGUUUCCUUGAAAAAAGGAGCAGUUCAGAUUCUUAAGUUUUUUUAAAAUUGUAAAAUCAUCAAGCUUGAGUUCAAUUGGUUUUUUAACCGUUGAUACCGCGAUUUUUCAAAUAAAUCGAAUCCUAAAUUUUUUUUUUCAUACAUUCUUUUUCGUUGCUUUGCCUCAUGUUCUCGAUCCUUUUCUUACUCACAAAGACUUUUUGAGCUUCUCGGAAAAAUAAAUAGCCCAAAUGGUGGAAUGAAUGAAUGGUUGGAUGCCGUGCCGUGGGUGCGUUCCGUCGUCGAGUUUGUCCCCGAGGUACAAUAAAUCUGGAAAAAAAUCAAGUAUGCAUGGAGUAGUACAUUGAUUAAGAGCAUUUUGGUCUCGCUGUGGUCAUCAAAUUUCAAAUCGGUGAGAUUCGAAUUCAAGAAGUUUACAUCAGAAAAAGAAAAAAUAUCUUUGGGCGAAGAUAUUUCAAUCAACUUGUUUCUUCAUGUCGAUUGUUUUACAGUACCUGCUAUGGCUUCUGUUGCCGUUCAUAAUCGUCUUCGUUUUGCCCAUCUUCCUCGUCUUUUUCAUCUACGGAUGUGUCAUUUUCCUGCACAUUUACGGUCUGAGGCAUCAGAUCCGUGAAGCUUAUCAUACGAGGUCAGUUUUGAAGUUUCCUAUUGAAGAAAUUUGGGAAAAUUCGAGAAUCGCCCCCAAGUCCGAACGAGCUUCUCACCAAGAGAGAGGGGAAGGUGGGGGUCUUAUCUCUUCCAUAGUGCUAAGUGGGGGACGGUUCUAGAAUGCCUAGGAAAUCUUCGAGAAAUAAGUUAUCAAAUUCAAAUCAUUUGUUGAAUUUUUUAAAAAAAGCUGAAAAAUUUAAGAAAAAAAUUGCAAAAAUUAGACGGCCCAUGCUUAAUGUUGUUUCAGACUCAGGAAUUUCGAUUAUCUCAUUUUUUUUUUUCAAUAAUUUCUUCAAAUAUUUUUUUUUUAUAACUUUGUGCUCGAAAACCGUUUUUGAAUCGUUUUUCCGUUUCAUGGGUUUUUAUAAGAUGUUUAACAAGCAGAAAGAAGUUGAUCCUUUCGAUUUUUUUGAAAUUAUUUUUCUGAAUGAACAGGUUAAAAUCCAUUUUAUUCCAUUUCGCAACAGGUUUUUAUAUAACAAACGGACUGCGUAGAAUAAUUUUUGAAGAGUUUUUAUUAACUAGAAGCCGUUGGGUUUUUUUUUCAAACGAAUCUCCGAGUUUUUCAUAUUUUUUCAGCCAAGUAUGUUUGAACUUUGAUCUCAUCACCCGGAAUUUGGAACAAAAUCCUGAAUUUUGCAGUUAUUGGAACGGCGCACGGGUAGCAAUCGCGUCGUUUUGGGACGGUGUCGGUUCUGUUUGGCAUGGUUGGUUUCGGUUUUUUGAUUUUUCGACGGAUAGUAUAAAUCCAGCUUUGUCAUAGGCUAUAAAAUUAUCGAUUUGAGUUUUGAAGCCUGAUUUUAAAGUAGGAAGUUGUUAAAGAAAGCCUAGAGCUCCACAACUUUUCUAGUUUAUGAAUUAUGGGGACUCAAAAUUCCAAAUUAACUGAUUUUGAGUGGUUUUGUUGACUUUGAGCCCUAAACUCUGGAAAAAUAUGUAGUCGUGCAGGUAAGAGAUUUCACUUUUCAGAAAUUUCCCAACCGGAAAAUAAAAUGACCUCCCUUGUUAGCUCGCAUUUUUCAUUCGGAAUUUCCAGGGUACGAGCUACACGGACUGGAGAACGUGCCGGACGAGGGGGCGGCGCUGUUCAUCUACUACCACGGAUGCCUUCCCCUCGACGUCUACUACCUCAUCUCCAAACUCGUCAUCCACAAGAAACGGUCGUUGCACUGCGUCGGCGACAAGUUCAUCUUCAAGAUCCCUGGUGAGGUAGACUCAUAUAGUCCCAUACGUGGGCUAACCCGCUCGGUGCAUCCUUCCGAUUCAUUUUAAAAUUCGAUUUUCGAUCUGGUUUCAAUGCAUUUAUUUUUAAAAGAUCACAAUAUAGGAUCUGAUCAAUUUUCAGGUUAUCUAGAACGAAUUUUAGACGACAGGAUUAAAAGUGCUCUUAGCACACGUCUGUGUUUUUAUAAGCAUAUCUGACAGUGAAAAAAAGUUUGAAUUGAAAGUGUUUUCGGAUAUUCGGAUGCUGGCGAGCGGCUGAAAAAAAAUUACUAGAAGUCAAUAAGAAAUUUUUUCCUACAGUUUUAGGUUGUUAUCUGCAUUUUUUAUUGAAUUUUUGGUUUUUUCUAGGUUGGAGACCCCUUUGCAAAAUGUUCUCAAUAAUGGCGGGAACCGUCGAAGAGUGCACCGCGCAACUCAAAGACGGCCAUUUGCUCUGUAUUGCGCCUGGAGGUAGCUUUUUAUUCGAUCAUUCAUUUUUCAGAGCUCCCCUGAAAGAUGUUACUUUCCUUAGAAUUUUCGAAAAGUUUCAAGCUUUCCAUAAAACUUUAAUUUUUGAUUUUUAGGAUGUGUACAAAAUCAUUAAGAAGCUGAAUUUGAUAUUGAGAGAGAUUUUUCCUUAAAAAAAUACAUUAAGCCUUCAGAAAAGUAUAAAUUGAUUUUCUGAGUUUCUCUUGUUUUUUUACGAAGUCUUCUUAUAAUUGUAGUCAUAGGGGGGUUUUUUUUGAAAUAAAUGAAAAUUGAAAAUUUUUUUUCUUGAGAAAUGAGAGACGUAAUCUAGAGGUUUUUUUUUCCAAAGUCAAUAAAUCGAUCUUUUUUUUUCGUUAUUCUAAUUUUUUAGGAGUCAGAGAAGCGUUAUUUUCUGAUCCAAACGUCUAUGAUAUCUUGUGGGGGAAACGGUUAGGCUUCGCCAAAGUCGUCAUCGGCAGCAGGGCGGUCAGUUUUUUCUCUUUUAAAGUGGAAUUGUUUGAAAAUGAACAAUUUGUAACAAAAAUUUGAAUAAUCAGAGUUCUUUUUUUUUAACGAAAAAGGGUGUUUUCAUGUUAGUGUUUUUUAAUAAAAGUUAUGUAGAAUUUUAAAGAUAUUUUGUAUUCAAAUUCAAAAAAAAUGAAGAAAUUUUGAUGACGAAAUAUAAGGUCCUAACUUGAGAACUUAUUAUUUUCAAGUGCAUUUUUUUCAGCCGUUGAGGUAAAAUAAGCCUGACUUUGAAGAAGUUUUUUUUAUGAAAGCUGUUUUUAUGAUGAACUAUUUGAAGACUUCUUCAAAACUGAAAAAUCAAAAUAUACAAAAAUUUCCAGCCGGUGAUUCCGAUGUUCACGGAAAACUGUCGGGAAUCCUUCCGGACCCCGGAAUGGGGCCGGACUUUCUUCCGUUGGAUCUACGAGAAAACCAAAAUCCCACUCUGCCCAAUCUACGGCGGAUUCCCUGUCAAAAUGGUCACUCAUCUCGGAAAACCCCUCACUUUCGACUACGAUAAUGUCACUCCGGAGGAGGUCAAUCUUUUCAUUUUUGAGAAGGGUCUGACAAUGAGCUCAUUUUACUUUUCGCUUGGGAAUUUCCUGAAAAUUGGUCCACAUACUUGGGCAGUCCAUUUUUCAAGGGCUCCGACCCCUUCUCCCAAGUUUUUCUAAAUGAAAGUCGAUGCUACUUCCGGAAGCUAAAACUUGUAAGUGUGGCCGAAACUACCUCCCUGAGGUAGAAAAUUGAUUUUAUUUCUAAUUUUUUGGGAACUUUUGUGAGCCAAAUCUUUCUCUCGGCCUGAAUAAGUCCUUGAUUUGCCCAUCUAUGGUGUUCCAUCAACUUUUUGACGUACCAGAAGAAGGUUCUAAAAGCCUAAAUUCUCACAACUUCUUAAUUUUCGAUAAAUAAGGACUCAAAGCUUCAAAAUAGCUCAUUUUAACGGAGUUUGAGAGUUUCUAUGACUUUGAGGUAGACUUUUUUCAAAAACUAGGAUUUUUAGCAGAUUGAGACGUUCAGUAUCAUCUUCUGGGACAUCAAAGAGUUUUUGGCCGAUUUUUAGGAAAUUCCCAAUCCAAAAAAUAAACGAUCUUCCUUAUCAUGUUAACUAAGAAAUUUCAUUAUUUUUUAAAGUAGGUAUCGAAAAAAAGUUAGAGUGAUAAAUUUGAUUAAAGUUAGUUGAUAGCGAUCAGACUUGUACAGAAAAAAAUUGUCUUUUUCGGAUUGAAUUUCGUAUAAUUUUUCUGUUUUAUAUGGUCACUCCUCUCAAUAUUUUUCUCGGUGAUGAACUAAAUAAAGAGAAAAAAAUAACAAAAACAUGAAUUUUUAGUUUCAAAAGAUACCUUCCCUUGAGUUCAAAGAUGAUUUUUUUUAGGUAAGAAGAGCGAUCAAACGGGAGGUCCGAUCGCUGAUCCGCGAGCACCAAAAACUCCCGGGAAGCAUAAUUCGCGGCAUCGCGCAACGCUUCCAAUCGCGCACCAAGGAACAGUCCUCCGCGGAGGAGAUUGUGAGUUUCGUCAGUUUGUUUCCACUUCAACUUCCCUUUGCUGCUCACUUUUUUGGUUUGCUUCUCGCUUCUCUCGGCUUUUCGUUGGCUCAGUUUGUCGCUAUAUCCAUGAUAUUUUUUCAAGGUGAAUUAAUAGACUCAUUGGUAAAACGGAAAAGUUCCUUUGAGGGUCCUUAAAGAUCCUGAGAGGAAGAUAAAAAGCUUCCUCUAAAAGCUCCUAAAAUGAUGUAAAAAAGCUUUUGAGCUCCUUUUUCAUAGCCUCGGAGAAUCCUUUUUGAAUCCUCUCGAAUCUUUUUAGUAGCUUUCCAGCAUCCUUUUUGUUAGAGGAUGUGAAAAAGAUGCAAAAAAGAAAUCAAAUGAUAUAAAAAAGAUCUGCUGGGGACCUUUUCAAGGACUUUUUCUGACUAGGGAACUACUCGGGCUCGGGUACGCGUUUCGAGUUGAAACUUUGGUGGCUUAUAGACCCGGGUGAGAGUACUUGGAAACAAGAGAGAUUAUCUGCUAAACCCCAUAGGCUUCUGAGAAAAAGCUUUUUGGAAAUGAACAACCUAGACUUGAAAAUUAUCAAAUUUCUGCUUUUCUACUUCUUUUGGCUGGAAAAGUUUUUUAGAGUUUAUCAUAGCCGGAUCAUUCAAGGAGAUUGUAUUAAAGUAUAAAAUAAAGUAGAAAGCAAUAUUCUGAAAAUUUUCAAGCCUAAUUUUCACAUUUUCUUCUAAUUUUUUCUCAGUUCUUUAUCGCGUUUUAACAGAUAUUAUCUCUUGUUUUCAAGUUCUCUGACUUGGGUCUAUAAACCACUAAAGUUUCAACUCGAAACGCAUACCCGGGUUUGAAAAAAAAAAACUUUAUGAGCGGCUUUAAUUGAUCGCUUCAGCUUCUCUUUCCCAGCACCGCAUCGCUUUGUCUUCUUUAAUAAGGCUUUCCUUGAACUUUCAUCGAUUCCAGGAACUUCUACAUCAAAACGGGCACCACAAUGGCCAUAUCGCGACGAUCGACGCGGAUGAUGAAACUACGGACAGGACACUUGGCCGGGAUCACGAGGAAAUCGAGGAAAUCGGAGGGCUUUGA
Molecule: messenger RNA, 12227 nt
Organism: Caenorhabditis auriculariae
Lineage: Eukaryota; Metazoa; Nematoda; Chromadorea; Rhabditida; Rhabditidae
Source: the annotation of a GenBank genome assembly